This is a messenger RNA of Capsaspora owczarzaki ATCC 30864, 1219 nucleotides long. Its product is annotated as heat shock protein 40. The transcript has 7 exons. Gene Ontology annotation, cellular component: cytosol. Gene Ontology annotation, molecular function: protein-folding chaperone binding. The record is from RefSeq and is a predicted model, not a curated record. NCBI's taxonomy places the organism in Eukaryota, Filasterea, Ministeriida, Capsasporidae. The coding region runs from base 30 to 1073 and encodes 347 amino acids.
AUCUUAUUCACAGUCAUCAAUCCAUCAUCAUGGGUCGCGACUUUUACCGCAUCCUCGGUGUUCCGAAAGACGUCUCGGACGACGAUCUGAAGAAAGCGUACCGCAAGCUUGCGCUCAAGUACCAUCCCGACAAGAACAAGGAGAAGGGCGCAGAGGAGCGCUUCAAGGAAAUCGCAGAGGCCUACGAGGUCUUGUCAGACGCCGACAAGAAGGCUGCUUACGAUCGAUAUGGCGAAGAUGGCCUGAAGGCUGGUGCCGGUGGCUCGUCGGGCCACACCGAUCCCAAUGAUGUUUUCCGCCAAUUCUUUUCAGGUGGCCGUGGCGGCGGCGGCGGCAUUGACUUGAGCGACCUUUUCGGCAUGGGCGGCAUGGGCGGUAUGGGCGGCAUGGGCGGCAUGGGCGGCAUGGGCAUGGGCGGUGGCCAUCGGUCGGCCCGUCAUCCCGGCGGCCAUGGUCACGGCUUUGGCGGACAACACUCGCACUACCAAGCGAACGAUUCGGAUGAAGAAGAAGCACCCCUUGAGCAAGAUCCGGCCAUCGAGCGCGAUUUGCCAGUCUCGCUGGAAGACUUGUUUUCCGGCUGCACAAAGAAGAUGAAAAUCUCGCGCAAAGUGUAUCAGAACCAGUACAAUUAUUCGACGGAUGAGAAGGUGCUUACAAUCGACAUUCGUCGAGGCUGGAAGAGUGGCACCAAGAUCCGCUUCCCCAAGGAGGGUGACAAGAAGCCCACGUCCAUUCCCGCCGAUAUUGUCUUUAUUGUCAAAGAAAAGCCUCACAGCCGGUUUUCGCGAGAGGGCGACAACUUGAUCUACACCCACAACAUUACGCUGCUCCAGGCGCUCGAGGGUAAUGUUCAAGUGCAACUCCAAUCCAUUGACGACAAGCCACUUCAAGCUGUGCAGCGCGAUCCCGUCAACCCAACAACCGAGCUGCGUAUUCCUAACGAAGGCAUGCCGCAAUCCAAGCAGCCGACAACGCGUGGUGACUUGAUUGUUCGGUUUGCCAUUUCAUUCCCCACUCAGCGACUAUCGCCCGAGCAGCUCGCCUUGUUGCGCAGCGCACUAGCUCAAUAAGCAUCUUUGGAAAAGUUCCCUCCGCGAAGCAGGGGCGUGUUCUCAAACUGCCCUUUUUCUCUCAUUGCGUUUUGAUGGAUGAAAUUAUCAUGAAUUCAAUAUACUUUUGCUUUGGUUGCUGACAAGACCGUGAUCGACGGUCCUCG